GGGCCGUCGUAGUCGACAAAGGCCCGUUCCCCUUCUUAGGGGUUAAUCUUAAAGGAAGGAAGGAAGGUGCGGCCCGGCAACAUUCGCUCGCCGUCUGGGAACGAAGAAGCAGACAUGCCCCCCAAAGCAUCAGGAAAGGCCGCCAAGAAGGCUGGCAAGGCCCAGAAGGCCAUCGCCAAGGGUGACAAGAAGAAGAAGCGCAGGAGGAAGGAGAGCUACUCGAUCUACAUCUACAAGGUGCUCAAGCAGGUCCACCCCGACACCGGCGUCUCCUCCAAGGCCAUGUCCAUCAUGAACUCCUUCGUGAACGACAUCUUCGAGCGCAUCGCCGCCGAGGCCUCUCGCCUGGCCCAUUACAACAAGCGCUCCACCAUCACCAGUCGGGAGAUCCAGACGGCCGUCCGUCUCCUCCUGCCCGGUGAGCUGGCCAAGCACGCCGUGUCCGAAGGCACCAAGGCCGUCACCAAGUACACCUCCUCCAAAUAAGCAACCCACCAACUUGCUUGCACUGGAAAAGAACCGGCUCCAUCGGAGCCACAAACUAUUU
Eriocheir sinensis (Chinese mitten crab) is the source of this 547-nucleotide messenger RNA. RefSeq names its product histone H2B. The transcript has a single exon. Gene Ontology annotation, molecular function: protein heterodimerization activity; DNA binding; structural constituent of chromatin. The coding region runs from base 115 to 486 and encodes 123 amino acids. The record is from RefSeq and is a predicted model, not a curated record. Lineage: Eukaryota; Metazoa; Arthropoda; Malacostraca; Decapoda; Varunidae. Gene Ontology annotation, cellular component: nucleosome.